AUGGAAGUUCCCCUCGCCUUCACGCAGGACGAUGCACCCGUAACCUCCCAAGAGCUACAGGAAACGCAGGUAGCAACCCAGCUGGCAUCCCAAAGUCCUGACGUGGAAGAUGUGAACGCCCACCUUUUCGGCUACUUGAGCCCGUGCAAUGCCCUGUCCAACAUCCAUCGAUUCGAUUUGCUCGAAAACAAACCCAACAAGGCGUAUACGGUCGGUCGUGCUCAAACCAAUGAUAUCAUAUUGCCAGGGCUGAAGAUAAGUGGAACUCAUUGCACGAUCACUUGGGAUGGAACUGCCAGGGCCACCAGUGUUACUAUCAGAGAUACAUCCACGAACGGCACAUGGGUCAAUGGUGACAAAGUUAAAAGAGGGACCUCGCGAAUCAUUCGCGAUGGCAAUGAAAUCGGGUUUGGUGGGGUCGCUCAAACAAACCCUGCCGACGACUUCCGCUUUAUAUAUCGCCAUCUCGCUUGCCCUCCGAUGAUCGAUGGUAUUUACGCCAGAUAUGAUCUCGGCGCCGAGCUAGGCCGGGGUUCAUUCGCGACUGUAGUGCAAGGCAUUCACCGAGAAACCAGCGAGUGGUAUGCCGUCAAAAUCAUCCAUGGCUCCAGAUUGCGAGGGAAUGCAAGCUUAAACGUGUUUGAUCGCGAAAUCACGAUCCUCGAGUCCCUUGAUCACCCGAAUAUCUGUCACCUGAAGGAAGUUUUUAUGGAUGAGGAAGAACUCCUUGUCCUCGAAUUGGUUCGAGGAGGCGAUCUUCUGGAUUAUAUCGUGCGUAAUCAGGGACUAUCGGAACCUAUCGCGAAGCAUUUAACCCGACAGAUGUGCCAAGCUCUUUCCUACAUUCACUCCAUGGGUAUCACCCACCGUGAUCUGAAACCAGAGAAUGUCCUUCUCACACGCGACGAUCCUCCAAACGUUAAAAUCGCCGAUUUUGGGCUAGCAAAAGUGGUAGACAGCCUGACAAUGCUCCGCACCAUGUGCGGGACACCCAGCUACCUUGCACCUGAAGUCGUUAACCAGACCAACAACGAAGGAUAUGACCACCUGGUCGAUAGCUGGAGCGCUGGAGUCAUUGUGUUCUGCAUGAUGACAAAUACCAACCCCUUCAUAGAGGAUGACGAGGCCGAUCUUAAGUCCAAGGUUGCCAACCGCACGAUUGACUGGUAUACACUUUCUAACACAGGUGUGAGUAACGAAGCUCAGGAUUUCGUACGACGCCUUCUAGACUACAAUCCUCAAACUCGUAUGACCCUGACCGUUGCACUUGAACAUCCGUGGCUCUCUGGUGCAGCAGAGCCAUCGAAUACGCCAUCACCGCACAAUGACCCGCAAGAUGGUGUCCUUGCCGACGUCUCGAUGCUUGCCGCGCUCCCGUCCGAGGAUCAAAUGGAUGACGACAAGGUAUAG
Molecule: messenger RNA, 1410 nt
Organism: Heterobasidion irregulare TC 32-1
Lineage: Eukaryota; Fungi; Basidiomycota; Agaricomycetes; Russulales; Bondarzewiaceae
Exons: 10
Coding region: 1-1410 (469 amino acids)
Biological process (GO): protein phosphorylation
Molecular function (GO): protein binding; ATP binding; protein kinase activity
Source: RefSeq, a predicted model, not a curated record